CCAGCUUUUUUUCUUGGGCUGUAUGCAAAAUAAUUUUUUUUCUCCUUAUAACAUGCUUUUUUGGCUUACUGAACGUGCAUGAAUGUUUUUUUUGGCUGUGGUCGUGUGAAUGAAUUUUUUGGGGUUACAGGUUUGCUUGCAGGAUAUUUUCUUCAAAAUCACUCACCCCUCUUCAAAAGUCAAACGUUCCCCCCUACCCCACCCCCUUCCGACCUUUAUAGAACCAAGUAUUUUGGUUGCCACGCAACGUGACAUGACGCGACGUCGAUUUGGCUUGCCACCCGUAAACUCGUUCCCAGGCUCUCUCUCCUCUGCCUCCCUUGGUCGUUGCACCUGUUGAUCUGCUUGUCGGCGGACAGUAGCUGACAGUAUGUCAGAUGAAGAUAACUUGUGGAUAUUUGGUUAUGGAUCGUUGACCUGGAAGGCUAAUUUUCCCUUCGCUAGUAAAGUUCCAGGCUUCAUUGAGGGAUACGAACGUCGAUUUUAUCAAGGUAGCAGCGAUCACAGAGGUGUCCCAGAGAAGCCUGGAAGGGUAGUUACUCUUCUUGAAAAUCCUGAGGAAAAAGUAUGGGGAACUGCCUAUGAAAUUGCAGCAAAAGACAUACCAAAAGUGAUUGACUACCUUGACUUUCGAGAGAAAAAUGGUUACAAAGCUACAUGGGUGACAUUUCAUCCAAAGGAUUUGCACAGAUGUCCUUUCCAAGCAAAGAUAUACAUUGCAACACCUUGCAAUGAAUUUUAUCUUGGACCUGCCCCCUUAUCUGAGAUUGCUGAACAAAUUUUACAGUCCAAAGGUCCCAGUGGCACAAACACUGAGUACCUCAUGAAUCUUGCUCAAGCAGUGCGAAGCAUUCAUCCAGAGAUAACCGAUGAUCAUUUAUUUCAGUUAGAGGCUUUAGUGAAGAAUGGUCUAUCAACUUCUUCCUCUAAAUGCAAACCUUCUUAAUGAAUAGUUGCUGUAAUUCCUCUUUGAAAACCUCCCCCUUUUAAAACGGCUUUCUGCUGAUUUUACUACCUCUGUUCUUCUUUCACUAUAUAAGUGCCCUCCCUCACUUCAAUUCUUGAUAAGAGGCACCUCCCUAAUAAGCCUCCAGUUAGAAAUUUUUUAUCUGUAAUGAACAAGCAUUUAAGUGUGUUUAGAAGUCAAUAAUUCACUGAAACUACAGUCAAAAAAAGAGGAGCAAAAAUCUUUCAAGGUGCAUAUAUUUUCAUAUUAAUCAGGAUAAUAUCACUGGGUAUUUAUAACUUGGUUACUUACAGAACACAACGAGCUCGCUGCCUCAGAUAAAACAAGGUAAAUUUAACACACCCCUGAAGAACAGAGAAUGACAAGCAUAGUAAUUACUGGUCAGUUAAUUAUUAUUAUUAUGAUAAUUAUUAUCAUA
This is a messenger RNA of Orbicella faveolata, 1385 nucleotides long. Its product is annotated as putative glutathione-specific gamma-glutamylcyclotransferase 2. Gene Ontology annotation, biological process: glutathione catabolic process. Gene Ontology annotation, molecular function: glutathione specific gamma-glutamylcyclotransferase activity. Gene Ontology annotation, cellular component: cytoplasm. NCBI's taxonomy places the organism in Eukaryota, Metazoa, Cnidaria, Anthozoa, Scleractinia, Merulinidae. The record is from RefSeq and is a predicted model, not a curated record.